Molecule: messenger RNA, 840 nt
Organism: Jatropha curcas
Lineage: Eukaryota; Viridiplantae; Streptophyta; Magnoliopsida; Malpighiales; Euphorbiaceae
Source: RefSeq, a predicted model, not a curated record
AUGGACCAUGUGGAUUUUGGGUACUCUCUUAUCGGUAAAAUCUUCAAACUUGGUUUUAAGCCUGACAUUAUAACGCUUACUACCUUAAUCCACGGGCUUUGUAGGGAGGAUAAAUUUGGUGAAGCUGUGGAUUUGUUUGAUGAUAUUGUUGAAAAAGGGUAUCAACCUGAUGUUUAUACCUAUACUGUAAUUGUGAAUGGUCUGUGUAAAAUUGGGAAAACCCUUGUGGCCUUUGGUGUUCUGAAAAGAAUGGUCGAGGAAGGGUGCCUACCUGAUGUGGUCUCAUACAGUGCUAUCAUUGACAGCCUCUGCAAGGACACAUUGGUUAGUGAGGCAUUAGACCUCUUCUUCAAAAUAAAGAGUGAAGGUAUCUUACCUGAUUUUGUGACCUACAGCACCUUAAUCCGUGGUUUGUGUAUGUCAAGCAGAUGGAAGGAAGCUUUUAUGUUGCUUAACCAAAUGUUGAGAGCAAACGUUACACCAGAUUUAAUUACCUUCAAUACUUUGAGAGCAAACGUUACACCAGAUUUAAUUACCUUCAAUACUUUGGUUGAUGGACUUUGUAAGGAAGGAAAGGUUUCAAAGGCUCAUGGCGUAGUCAAAUUGAUGAUGCAGAGUGGAAUAGAGCCUAAUGUUAUCACCUACAAUUCAUUGAUGGACGAAUAUUGUCUACACAACCAAGUGCAUCAAGCUAGAGGAAUUUUUAACCUGAUGGUAAGCAAGGGCUGUACACCUACUGUUGUUACCUACAGCAUCUUGAUUCAUUGUUACUGUAAGAGAAAAAGGAUAGAUGAGGCAAUGUGGCUUCUUGAUGAAAUGCCUUGCAAAGUGGCUUCUUGA